AUGCAGGUGCUGGGUAAGGUGCCAACCAUCUCGAUUGAUAAAACGGACGGCUGCCAGAUCUAUUUGUCGAAUGAUUCGCUCGACGUGGAGAUCGUUUCCUCUAAAUCCUCGGAAAUGAAUGUGCUCGUUCCGAAGGGCAAUGGCGAUUACACGGAGCACCCAAUUCCUGAACAAUUCAAGACCAUGUUGAACAAGCCGCCCACAGGCCUCACCACGACGCCCGUCGAGAGCAAAGGC
Brenthis ino (lesser marbled fritillary) is the source of this 237-nucleotide messenger RNA. The record is from the annotation of a GenBank genome assembly. NCBI's taxonomy places the organism in Eukaryota, Metazoa, Arthropoda, Insecta, Lepidoptera, Nymphalidae.